Molecule: messenger RNA, 6705 nt
Organism: Melanotaenia boesemani (Boeseman's rainbowfish)
Lineage: Eukaryota; Metazoa; Chordata; Actinopteri; Atheriniformes; Melanotaeniidae
Gene: l1cama
Product: L1 cell adhesion molecule, paralog a
Exons: 30
Coding region: 375-4193 (1272 amino acids)
Biological process (GO): cell-cell adhesion; axon guidance
Cellular component (GO): plasma membrane; axon
Molecular function (GO): protein binding
Source: RefSeq, a predicted model, not a curated record
GUGUGUUUUUCUAUCACUGCAGCAUCAGCAGAGAAGAGAGGGUGCAAUCAAUUUCAUAGAGAAGAGGAAGAAAAGGCACAAGUAGAUAAGAAGAGAGGGAGAAAAAGGACACAAGGAGUUGCAAGACGAGAGUAGCUACAUUGUGGAGAGAGGAGAUCUGCAGGAGGGCAUUGACCCAAUUUAAGGAGGAAAACCAAAAGAAAACCCGAAGACAAGCAGGACCAAAGACAUAUGCAGCAAAGCCAAGGCCUCUUGCACAGGAAACAAAGCCUGACACCUGCUCAGCUUGAGUGUGUGUGAAAAAGCGAGGCUGCCUCUGUGUGCAUUUUACUGGGUGUGUGUGAGCAGGUGGGACUUUGAUGGGACAGUGAGCAAUGCCUCACUCGCAGCGACAGCAGGUUUGCAGUAGGGGGCAGCGCUCCUCCCACCUCCCCCUUGUCCUCGCCCUCCUUUCCCUUGCUGCCCAGCCCAGCCAAGCAGCUAUAGAAAUACCCAGCAACUACCACAUAAGUAAUUUUAAGGAGCCUCCUGUGAUCACCAAACAGCCGGAGUCUGUCACUGUUUUCGGCGUUGAGGACUUUGUUAUGAGCUGCGAAGCCUCUGGCAACCCUCCACCCAAUUUCCGAUGGACAAAGGAUGGAGAGGAGUUUGACCCAGGCAAUGACCCAGAGCUCAAGGUUGUAAAUCCAUUUACAUUCUACACGCUCAGUAAUACUGUGGACACUCUGAAGAAAUACGAAGGCAGAUAUGUCUGCUAUGCAUCCAAUGAGCUGGGGACAGCCGUGUCUAACGAGGCCAUACUUCGCACAGAUGUACCCCCUUCCCAGCAGAAAGAAAAAAAAGCUAGCCUGAAAGCUGAAGAAGGAAACAGUAUGGUCCUGAAGUGUAAUCCCCCACAGAGCUCCAUGGAGCCCAUCAUUCACUGGAUGGACUUUAGGCUGCAUCAUAUCCAGCUUAGUGAUCGGGUGAUGGUGGGGAAGGAUGGCAACUUAUACUUUGCUCAUUUGACUCUUGAGGACAGUAGGAACGACUACACCUGCAACGUCCAGUAUUUGAUGACACGCACAAUUCUGGCAAAACAACCCAUCUCUCUGAACGUUUACCCCUCUAAUUCACUGCGGAACCGGAGACCACAAAUGAUGAGACCUUCUGGAUCCAAGAGCACAUACCACGCCCUCAAGGGCCAGACAUUAGAGCUCGAGUGCAUCGUCCAAGGCCUUCCAACCCCUAAAGUGAUUUGGGUGAAGAAGGAUGGGGAGCUGUCGGCAUCUCGGACUGUAAAAGACAUGUUUAACCGCCGUCUGCGCUUUAAUGAUAUCUCAGAGAAUGAUGGGGGUGAAUACCAGUGUAUAGCUGAAAACACCCAAGGGAAGGCCACACACACCUAUGUAUUGACUGUAGAAGCUGCUCCUUACUGGAUUAAAGAGCCAGUCAGUCAGUUAUAUGCCCCAGGUGAAACUGUCAGACUAGACUGUCAGGCAGAUGGCACCCCUGCUCCUACUAUCAGCUGGACCAUCAAUGGGAUCCCCCUCUCAGCAACUGAUGAGGACUCGAGGCGAAUUGUUACUUCAAGUGGAUCAUUGAUCCUAAAGGAUGUUAACUUUGGAGACACAGCCAUCUACCAGUGCAGGGCCUCCAACAAACAUGGAAACAUCCUCACCAACACCAAUGUCUAUGUCAUCGAGUUGCCUCCCAUCAUCCUUACUGAAGAUGGAAAAACAUACUUACACACUGAAGGCCAGAAGGCUUCACUAGAGUGCGAGACCUUUGGCUCUCCUAAACCUAAAGUUAUGUGGGAGAGAGGGACAUCCCUUCUGUCUGACCCUAGAGUUAACCUACUCAUCAAUGGGGGCCUUGAGAUCUCUAAUGUCACUCACGAUGAUAAGGGACUCUACACCUGCUAUGUGGACAACACUAACUUGUCAAUCAGUGUUGAGCUGGAGAUUUUCAACAGGACAGUGAUCCUGUCACCACCACAGGCUCAAAAGGUUCAGCGUGGAAGCACAGCAAUCUUCACGUGCGUGGCCCUUGUUGACGGCAAUCUUAGUCUUCCGCUCAUUCAGUGGAGAAAGAACAAUCAGAAGCUGUUUGAAUCCCACAGUGAUGAAAAAUACACAUUUGAAGGUCCAAACCUCAUUAUAGCUAAUGUGGAGGAAGCGGAUGAGGGUGUGUACACCUGUCAGGUCAUCACUACUGUGGAUAUGGCUGAAGCCAGCAGCAACCUCACUUUAUGUGACCGUCCAGACCCUCCUGGCCUCCUCCAGAUUUCUGAUUCAAAGCAUCGUGCAGUUACUCUCAGCUGGACUCCUGGAGACGAUCAUAAGAGCCCUGUGCAAGAGUAUGUGGUAGAGUAUGAAGAUCAAAUUUCAAAAGAGAGGAGAUGGGAAGAGCUGCAGACAGUAAGUGGAAACAAGAAGCGGGUUGUUGUCUCCCUGUGGCCUUACAUGUCCUACCGUUUCCGGGUCAUUGCCAUCAAUGGGGUGGGCAAGAGCGAACCCAGCAAACCAUCUGAAAUCCACAACACACAAGCUGAAGCUCCAGACAGCAACCCGGAAGAUGUUAGAAGUGAAUCCACAGACCCGGGCACUCUGCUUAUCACCUGGAAGAAAAUGGACAAACGUAACUUUAAUGGGCCUGACUUCAAGUACAAGGUGCAAUGGAGGAAAGCGGUUGGCAGUGGGCCUACAUGGCAUAUGAAUGAAACAACAGCACCCCCAUUCAUUGUCAGGGAUGUUGGCAACUUCUCUGCCUUUGAAAUGAAAGUUCAAGCUGUCAAUGAAAUAGAUGACGGACCUGAGCCAGAUCCUGUGAUUGGCUACUCCGGAGAAGAUGUUCCACUUGAAGCUCCAAUGAGUGUGGGUAUUGAAGAAAAGAACAGCACUACAAUCAAAGUGGUCUGGGCACCUAUAGACAAAGAGACGGUCAGAGGGCUCCUGCUGGGAUACAAGAUACACCUGACCAGAACAGGUUCCAGGGGCCACCACAGAGGCCGAAGGUCUAGGGAGCCUGAGAACACUGUAGUAGUGGAGGCUGGGCCCCAUGACGUGAAGAAGACCAUCAGUCAUCUCAGACCAUAUUCCCACUAUGUCCUGGCUGUGGCUGUAUUCAACAAAAAGGGAGAGGGGCCCCUCUCUCAAGAGAUGCCUUUCAAAACUGAUGAAGGAGUACCUGGACCUCCUGCAUCCCUGAGCCUAGAUAGCCCAUCAGAGACAGAAAUGAACUUACGGUGGAUGCCUCCAGCCCAGCCCAAUGGAAUCCUUACUGGAUUUCUACUGCAGUACCAUCAGAUUACAGAGAGAGCUGAUGACAACUCCAUGCAGAUGGAGACUAUAGAUAACCCCAUGGUCACCCACUUCACCCUGAAGAAGCUGGACCGUCACAGCCACUACCGCUUCUACCUGAGGGGGCGCACUAAGGCUGGAGAUGGAGAGCCCAUAAUAAUGAUGGGUGCCACCACGCUAGAUGGAGCACCUCCUGCCAAUAUCAGCCUGGCUGUGGGGGAAAACUCAGUUAAUGUCAGCUGGAUUGCCAAGAAGAGACACAGGAGCAUAGAUUUCCAUAUCCACUACCUCAACAUGAAUGGUUUCAGUAAAUGGAAAAAGUCUGAGAAGGUGAACUCAGCUCAGUCCUUCUACCAGCUGCAGGGCUUGAGUCCGGGCUCUCGUUAUCAUUUGCUCUUAAUUUACAAGAACGUUUCAUUCUGGGGAGAUUACAUCAACACAGAAGGAACAGAAGUGAUGGAGAUGCAGCAAAACUUUGCAACACAGGGUUGGUUCAUCGGCCUUGUGAGUGCUAUUGUGCUGUUGUUGUUGAUCCUGCUCAUCCUCUGCUUCAUCAAGAGGAGUAAAGGGGGGAAGUACUCAGUGAAAGAUAAAGAGGAUGGUCCAAUGGACUCAGAAGCACGACCAAUGAAGGAUGAAACUUUUGGGGAAUACAGAUCUCUAGAAAGUGAUCUUGAGGAGAAGCGGACAGCCAGCCAGCCAUCCUUGUGUGAGGCAAGCAAGCUGUGCAGCGAGGACAACCUGGACUUCAAUGGCAGCAGUGCCAUAACCACAGAGCUCAACCUGGAUGAGUCUCUGGCCAGUGAGGGUCAGGAAGGGUUCCACAGCCUGCCGGAUAACUCCCCACUCAACCCCACAACCAUUCCCUCUGCUACCAACAGCAUGCCAAACUCAGUCAUUAUCCUUGAUUAACCCUUACACUACCACCUGGGACCAUCAGACCAAAAUAUGUCAACACAUAUGUGCCCAUACACUCCUUCUCCCUUCUGACUUGCUGAUCUGUAUUUUGACGUCCAUUACGCAAUCAAACACCGACUUUUCAGAUGCUCUUGGCAGUCAUCUGACUGAUUGGACUAUUUUAACCAAAGGAGGGUCCAAAAUAAUGGACCAUGUGACACAAGUCUGACUCUCCCCUCCCAUCUUCCUUUAUCUGCAGAGUUUACAUCAAAUAUAAAAGGCUAACAUUUAUUUCUGCCCCUUCCUUCACUUUUUUCUCUCUCAGCAAACCAUGCUACUCAAACAUAUAGACAGAAUGUUGUACAUUUAGAAUUAUCAGGGGUUGCAGUGGUGGUCGUAUAAAGAUGCAGAGUAGUGCAUUAAUUAAAUAUGGAGGGCGACGAUGGAGCCCGGUGUAGGGAAACAGACAGCUUAUGAUGCUACAAGUCUUGAAUUUAAUAUGUCUGAUAUUAUUUCAUGCAUAAUUUUAUAUGUUCAUUGCCAUUUGAUAGCUCAGAUUGUACUUUCCAGUGACAUUUUUUAUUUUUUUUACAACUGUUAUUAAAACACACAUUUUUGCUACCUGUCAUUUUUUCUUUAAGCAUAAUUUUUCAUAUUGUUUUCUACUCUGUUUAUAUAAAGCCUCUGACUUCUCUUUACAUAUUUCACAAUGAUGUUUUCAUUAAAUUCAAAUGAAGUCACGUUUCAGCAGAACUUGCAGUGAAAAUUCUGAGUAGCACCUGGUGUAUAUAGCUGCAUUUACAUCUAUCUAUUCAGCCAUAAUACAGUAUUAUAGAUAUGUACAUGCUCCUGAUAAGUUCCUGUGCCUGCUGGGUCUUCAUAAAGCACCAGACUGAUGUCAUUACAAUCUCGCCUUCCCACCUGAAGUGUAAUGUCAUUAUUGGAAAUGAAAUUGUAAUUUUUGGUGUCGAGACCUAUGUGUAGCUUUCUGUAUCUGUCUUUGUCUCUUUAUACACUGUAUUAAAACAUUGUUGUGUCUAACAAUCUUUUCAUACCUGUCCAUCUCAUACCACACAAUCUUAUUGAGAAGCAGUAUAUUACAGAUUGGAGAGUGGAGUCUUGUGGUCAGAUGCUCUCUCAAAUUUUAUUUUUAGACCGUUAUUGAUGCAAGCUUAAUAUUGGAGACAGGCGUAAUGAAUGCCAGUUACUGUCUGCUGGUAUUACUAUCAAAGAAUGUAUUCUUUUCAGGGUGAGGCGGAAUUUAUAUUUGCUUAAUCUUAAUCUGAGCAAGACUUUGGAUAAUGUAUGUUUAAGUAUCCUUUGAGUAUCCCCCCACCCCACCCCCCACCCACCCUCCACACACACGCAGAAUGUAAAUACAACUCUCAAAGAACCAUGUUUGAUAGAAAAAUGUGAAAAAUGUGCAGGUUUAUAAGACCUAGCUUCACUUUGAAAUGUUUCACUUGUAAUUUUUCUUCUUUGUCUGUAAUAUUUCUCUGAAUUCAAACUUUACAUUUCUGACAAAUGAUUGCAGUAAGGUUUGGGUGUAGCAAGAAUAGUUCAUAGCUGACAAAUAAAAAAAUUAAAAAGGAAAAAAUUCACAUUGUUCUGUAGAUGUUUACAACUAUAUAAAAAGUUGAAAAAAAAGUACAUUUUGUGUCUUUAGUGAAAGUAGGUACAUCACACAGAAAAUUGAGUUUGUGUUCAUGCACAUAAUCAUCCAGCAAUGUGUUGCAGUGUAGUGAAUAUCUGUGGAGUUUGCAGUUAUGCAGGGCAGGAAUGCAGUAAGCCAGUUAGUGCUCCCCCCUGUUCAAAUAAAAGCCUCUGGCCAAAUGUCACCUGACAGUUUCGAAAGAAGUAUGAUGUCCACAGGCUAGAGGCAAUAAAGGAGUUUUGUACAAGCUCCUUGUUUUUGGUUAAACAGACACACUCAGGACAACUUAAAGAAAAAUAAAUCUAUUUUCAUACAAGAACGACGACUGAUGCAAAAUAUGCCGAUAUUCUAACUCAACUAUCUGCUGCUAAACAUCUGUGUUUGUCAGUGUUUGGGAGCAAAUGUCCACUUUGAAUGAGGAAUGAGUGUACACACAGAUACUCACUCACCUGCCACUCACUCUUUGCUUUUCAUGUUUUGAAGGGGAAUGAUAGGAUGUUGGUUUCUUGUUUUUCCACUGUUGUUGCAGGGUUUUUUCUUUUUUUAUAGUUAAAAGAGAAAAAUCUUUUUAACUGGUUUGUUUAAAAGCAACUUCUCAAAAGCAGACAGAUGAAAAAGCAACGCUUAAGUAGGAGAAAGAGAAAACAUGGGAGACAUGGAGGGGUAGGGAGUGUGUGCCACUGCCGGAGAUGAUGUGCCUCUUUGAAGUGUUGGGUGCACUAUUAGCACAAAGAUGUUGUGUGUUUGUUUGGCAGGAAGUGAGUGGACUUGCACCACAGAUAGGGCCAAUAUAACUGUAACUGCAUUAUGAAUCUACCACUGUAACUGGAUAUAUGACUGAAAAAUAAAGUACCUGGAACAAUCUGUAACAAA